AUGGCGACCAUUACUCGAGUCCGAACUCAGACCGAGACGGUCUUGCCCAAGAGCCUCUCGGUAAAGGCAAACCAGAUCACCGUCGACGAGUUCUCGACGGUCAAUGCUUCAGAUAUUCCCCUUCCACCUCCAUCUAAGAUCCCAACCGAAAUCCUCAGCCAAGACAAAGGAACACCGGAUAGUCAUGUACCACGAGAUCCCCGGCUCAUCAGACUGACUGGCGUCCACCCAUUCAAUGUCGAACCUCCUCUCACAGCUCUAUUCAACGAAGGCUUCCUGACAUCGCCGGAACUGUUCUAUGUCAGAAACCAUGGGCCAGUCCCCCUGGUAAGAGAUGAAGAUAUCCCGAACUGGGAGAUAAGCAUUGAAGGACUAGUCGAACGGCCGGUUGUUUUGAACUUUCGCCAAAUUCUGCAGCAGUUCAACCAGAUCACAGCACCCAUCACGCUUGUGUGCGCCGGCAACAGACGAAAAGAACAAAACACGGUCCGGAAAUCGAAAGGUUUCUCAUGGGGCGCAGCUGGUCUGUCCACGGCUCUCUUCACUGGGCCAUUGAUGGCAGAUGUCCUGCGGUAUGCGAAGCCAUUGCGACGGGCGAAAUAUGUCUGUAUGGAGGGGGCAGACAAGCUUCCAAAUGGCCACUAUGGCACAUCAGUCAAGCUCAACUGGGCCAUGGACCCCAAUAGGUUGAUUAUGCUUGCGCACAAAAUGAACGGCGAGCCUCUUCGCCCUGAUCAUGGUCGGCCUCUGAGAGCCGUUGUUCCAGGUCAGAUCGGAGGUCGAAGCGUGAAGUGGAUUAAGAAGUUGAUCUUGACCGAUGCGCCCAGUGAUAACUGGUACCAUAUCUAUGAUAACCGGGUGUUACCGACAAUGGUCGCCCCCGAGAUGGCCGCGCAAGAGCCAAUGUGGUGGCGUGACGAACGAUAUGCUAUUUACGACCUUAAUAUGAACUCCGCUGCUGUAUACCCCCAGCAUAAUGAGGUCCUGGAUCUCGCGACGGCUGGACCGUCGUAUACUGUCAAGGGAUAUGCAUAUGCUGGAGGUGGCCGGAGAGUAAACAGGGUAGAAAUCUCUCUCGAUAAGGGCAAAUCAUGGCGUUUGGCAGAUAUACAGUAUGCCGAGGACAAGUACCGCGACUUCGAAGGCGAGUUAUUUGGUGGUAAAGUCGACAUGGCCUGGCGUGAAACCUCUUUCUGCUGGUGCUUCUGGUCUCUCAGCAUUCCGAUAAUUGAUCUGGAAGCAAGCGAUGCCAUCCUUGUGAGAGGGAUGGAUGAGGCGUUGAGCAUCCAGCCUCGCGACAUGUAUUGGUCGGUACUCGGGAUGAUGAACAACCCAUGGUUUCGAGUCACGAUCACCAAGGAGAAUGGAACUUUGGUAUUUGAGCAUCCAACGCAUCCAGUCAUGGCUGGCGGCUGGAUGGAGCGCGUUAAAAAGGCUGGAGGAGAUCUGACCAACGGUAACUGGGGCGAGAAGAUUGAAGGUGAGACAGAGGUCGGACCGGAGCCCGUAAAAGAGAUCAACAUGAAGAAGGCAGGGCUAGAUCGAAUCAUCAGCCUAGAUGAGUUCACAAGUCACAACGAGAGGGGAGAGCAUUGGUUCGUUGUGAACGGGGAAGUGUAUGACGGCAAGCCAUUCCUCGACGGUCAUCCUGGAGGGGCCCAGAGUAUCAUCUCCUCUGUGGGACUAGACGUUUCCGAGGACUUCAACGAAAUCCAUAGCGAGACGGCAAAAGCAAUGAUGCCUGAAUAUCACAUUGGUACAAUGGACCCCGCAUCGCUAGAAGCACUCAAGCAAGCGGGCAAGGAGGAAGUACCAAGCGAGCCUCGCGCAGUCUUCCUUCAACCGCGAUCAUGGACGAAGGCACGACUCUCGGCGAAGCAUGACGUAUCCUGGGAUACACGGAUCUUCACUUUCGACCUGGAACAUGGAGAGCAGACACUAGGUCUGCCUAUCGGACAGCAUCUAAUGAUCAAGGUGCCUGAUUCUAGCACAAAAGAAGCAGUUAUCCGAUCCUAUACUCCACUCUCUGAUCCCAGUAAAAAGGGAUCUGUCGACGUGCUGAUCAAAAUCUACUUUGCGACGCCCACCGUACCAGGGGGGAAGAUGACCAUGGCUUUGGACCAACUUCCCUUGGGCUCGAUGGUCGAGUGUAAAGGCCCGACGGGCCGAUUUGAGUACCUCGGAAAUGGCCGAGUUCUCAUCAGUGGCAAGGAGCGACAUGUGCGUUCUUUCAAAAUGAUAUGCGGUGGGACAGGAAUCACCCCGAUAUUCCAAGUUCUGCGUGCGGUGAUGCAAGAUCAGCAAGAUCCCACGUCGUGUGUUGUGCUUGACGGAAAUCGACAGGAGGAGGACAUUCUAUGUCGAUCCGAGCUGGACCAGUUUGAAGCCUCAAACAAGGAAAGGUGCACGAUUAUACACACAUUGACCAAAGCACCCGAGACUUGGGCUGGUAACCGAGGACGCAUUGCCGAAGCUCUACUGAGAGAGUAUGCAUCACCCGACGAGGAGAGCAUGGUACUCAUCUGUGGGCCCGAGCCCAUGGAGAAAUCGGCUAAGACAAUCCUUCUGGCUCAGGGCUGGGAGGAGUCGAAUCUUCAUUUCUUUUAG
This is a messenger RNA of Aspergillus clavatus NRRL 1, 2607 nucleotides long. RefSeq names its product nitrate reductase NiaD (gene niaD). The record is from RefSeq and is a predicted model, not a curated record. Bases 1 to 2607 code for a protein of 868 amino acids. Lineage: Eukaryota; Fungi; Ascomycota; Eurotiomycetes; Eurotiales; Aspergillaceae. Gene Ontology annotation, biological process: nitrate assimilation; nitric oxide biosynthetic process. Gene Ontology annotation, molecular function: molybdopterin cofactor binding; nitrate reductase (NADPH) activity; heme binding. The transcript is spliced from 7 exons.